CAUUUCGUUUUUCUUUCAGUCAUCAUUCAGUCACAUUCAGUUAAACUAAUGCAAAAGAAAAAUCUUUCAAUUUUUCUCUAAAAAAAAAAGGAAUUUAUAAUAAAAAAAAAAUUGUUAAUAAAAAUUUAGUACCAAAUAGUGAAUAAUUUGGUCAUUAUCGAUUUUAAAUUUCGAUAAGUUAUUCCAAAAAGUGAGGAGACGAAAGAAUUCUAAUUUCAAAACAUCGAGUUUAAAUAAAAAACAAAAGAAUAAAAACAUGAUUCCGGAUACAGAGAGUGCUUGUCAAACACCGGCAAUGACGUAUCAAUGUCCGGAAGUGUACGAUAAGUUCAAGAGUGAAAGCAGUGGACCGGAAAAUGAGGCAGCCUCAGUUACCGCCUGGAAAAGAUAUCAACACUUCCUUGCUAUUAUGAACCAAAGAGGUGAAAAGUUCAACCGGAAGUCACUGAUCGAAUCAAUGUUUCGAGGCGGUGAUCUUGUUUAUUUAAACCAAUGAUAUUCCCUCAUAUAAUAUACACUACAAUAAGACAUUAAAUUU
Molecule: messenger RNA, 538 nt
Organism: Leptopilina heterotoma
Lineage: Eukaryota; Metazoa; Arthropoda; Insecta; Hymenoptera; Figitidae
Exons: 2
Coding region: 257-496 (79 amino acids)
Source: RefSeq, a predicted model, not a curated record